AGUUUAGAUAGGGCAGAUCAGGAGGAAGGAGGAAGAAGAAGAAAAGAAGAGAGAAGCAAGAAAAAUGCUGAAAUUCUUGUCGAAGGUGAAAAUAGAGUUCAAUGCCUUGGAUCAUCGGACAGCUGCGUGUAUGGAGUUUUUAGCGCAGUGUAACGCUCGCAAGGCCAAGGAAUCAAACCCAGCUUGUCAGCUUCUGGUGAAGCGCCGAACAGACGAACAACCGCCACAGAUCGUCGUUACUUUUGUCAAUGGCGUCGAGGAAGUUUAUGAUGCCACCUCCACCACCGCUCAGACUAUCAGGGCCAUGAUCCUUGAAAAAGGUCAGCUACUUGAGACCGAGCAAAUGUUCAAGGAAGCUGGUGAGAAGUGGCCCGUUAUCAUCCCAGAGGAAGAGAUUCAUCAACCAGCACCUGGUACUAAGCCCAGAAAAGCAGAAGAGAAGAAACAGUAACUACAUUAUCUGGUAUUGUUUUCAAUUGGAUUGAUCUGGGCACAGCUUAUAGUUUGAACUUACUCUCUAUAAUAAAGUGUUCCCAUAUCAUAAUGUGACUUUAAAUUGUGUGUAAACUAAACUUUCCUCAAUCAAUUCUAGCUAUUUCUGCACAACCUUUGUGGUUUUGAAUAUUAGUAUUUGGAACUGGAUAGAUCUCAGUAACAGAACAGUUGCUUUUUAGGAAAACAUUGUUAAUAAUCCAGUCAAGGGGAUUAUUAUUAUGCCUA
Impatiens glandulifera is the source of this 720-nucleotide messenger RNA. RefSeq lists its product as uncharacterized. NCBI's taxonomy places the organism in Eukaryota, Viridiplantae, Streptophyta, Magnoliopsida, Ericales, Balsaminaceae. The record is from RefSeq and is a predicted model, not a curated record. The transcript has 2 exons. Bases 65 to 451 code for a protein of 128 amino acids. Gene Ontology annotation, cellular component: mitochondrial large ribosomal subunit.